GCAUCAUUGCCCUUCGCCUAGCGAAACUAAAAUGUGGCCCGCUAGUGCGUCAGACACGUAGCUGAUUAUGCCCAGCUUGUGCCAGUUGCAAAAAGAUGUUGAAAAAUCUGGCCCAGCUGGCGUGUCAAGAAAUACACCAGGGCCAGAUUCCUCUGGUGAAAAGCAUAAAAAAGCGACCACCCAACCGCUCCCGCCGUUCAUCAACUCUUACUCUUGAUCGUUCAACUCGAUUCCCACCAUGAGACAUUUCUACAUUUGUCAAUCUUCCUACUCUCUUCAACCUGCACAGCUGCAUCUGUUACCUCCCGUCUCUUCAGACAUGCCAAAGAAAUCGAUGAGGAAACCAAAGUCGAAAGCCAAUGCGGCACCCCCAACUCAUUCCCUGUCCACGGUCGAGCCCUUCGCGUUCACCCCACAGUCUGCGCCCGCGAAUGACGAGACAGACGUGGUCACCGCCGAUGAUCAAGUCUACCUACGCGACCACUCAACAGCUCAACGCACGGUUUUCACCAUGACGCCCGCAUCAAAUCCCUCCCCAGUUACGAGCUACACGAGAAAGUUGGUGGAAGAGGCCAUGGCAAACUACUUGCAGAAGAGAACCAAGAAAAAAAAAGAGAGAGCAACUGGUGAUCGAUCCAGUCGCUUCAGAAGAUGAGCUGCCGGUCAAUCCGACGCACUUUCAGCUACCAGCAUCAUUCCAGCUUUCAACGCACAAAAUGAUGAUGAAGAGGUUAAAGGUCGCUCAAUCUCGGAACGCAUUUGCAGGAAAACCGUAUGAGAAGCGGCCAACAAAGGCAUCGGUUGACAAACCAUAUGAAAGCCGGUGGAACAGCCGGCAACCGAUCCAAGAUGGGAUGUGGAGGACGGGGGGUUGGUUUGGGUAGCGGAGGGUGAGGUUGGUGAGAGUCAAGGUGCCGGUUGUCGGCCAGGUGUGGGUGGGGUGUGGGACACAAGAGUUCGCCGUCGUUCUCGAUCAAAGCAACGAGGUGUCCACGGUCAUCAAGCCUGAUCCAAUUACCGAGGCAGAAGAAGAUCCAAAAUCAAAAAAGAUCACAGCGAUUUCGUCACAGCCUGUCGUAACUGCGAUCAAAACACCGAAGUCGUUGCCGCCGUGGCUCCAGCAGCGGAACCAUCUGCGAAGGGAGGCGAGAUGCCUAGCCCACACCCCCUCCUGGUACGGGCUGUGGGCGCCACUAGACCAAUGGCUGCAUUUGUCCACUCCCAUCCGGCCCUCACCACAGCGGCUGGUGUGGGAGUCGGACUCUGCGUCCUACCACUCGUCUUGCUGACCAGUCCAAUGAUAUUGUCGACGGCGGCUACGUACAAGCUUUUGUGUUCAACGAGAGUCAAGGACACACUACACCAUUAUUCGGCCAAGUUAGCGGACGAGAUCCGACGGGCAGAGCAAACUUCAUCAUCAUUUUAUGCGUGGAAAGCUGGAAAGACGCGGGUAGUUGAAAGUGCGUGGGAUUGACCGGCAGCGGCACUACAUUCCGUGAAGGCAUCCGGGUAUCCUCGCCGCCGGGGCUCACAAACCGUCCCUCAACCGCAAACUGUCUAGAAUUCUUUGCUAGCAAAUACUUUGUUAUGAUUUGCCACCACAGCGGCUGGUGUGGGAGGCAGACUCUGCGUCCUGCCACUCGUCUUGCUGACGAGUCCAAUGAUAUUGUCGAUGGCGGCUACUUACAAGGUAUUGUGUCCAACGAGAGUCAAGGACACUCUACACCAUUAUUCAACCAAGUUAUCGAACGAGAUGCGAAGGUCCAAUGAGAGUCAAGCCUCCGACCCAGUCGCGCAAGUCAAGUGGGCUGUGGGUGAGGGUGAGAGGGCAAGCGGGAGGAGAGGGCUUGGGGUUGCAAAGAAGGCGGGUGGGUUUUGAUAAUGCGUUGUCUGAGUGCAAGUAUUACAAGGGGCUGGGCGUCAUAUCGUAUUACGUUCCUGUAACGUGGGUAAUGGAAUGCGGAAUGAUGUCUAGUCGGAGUCUGCUGUUUGUACUCGCUUAACAGUCUGCAUUUCCAACGUUAGUGGGCGCGGGAGGGAAGGAAAGGGCUGGGGCUUGCAAAGAUCGGCGACAGUGCACCAUUAAUAUAUGCUACGAUAUACCCCAC
This is a messenger RNA of Spizellomyces punctatus DAOM BR117, 2108 nucleotides long. RefSeq lists its product as uncharacterized. Lineage: Eukaryota; Fungi; Chytridiomycota; Chytridiomycetes; Spizellomycetales; Spizellomycetaceae. The transcript has a single exon. Bases 239 to 655 code for a protein of 138 amino acids. The record is from RefSeq and is a predicted model, not a curated record.